This is a messenger RNA of Microdochium trichocladiopsis, 1376 nucleotides long. Its product is annotated as Snf7 family protein. Gene Ontology annotation, cellular component: ESCRT III complex; multivesicular body. Gene Ontology annotation, biological process: endosome transport via multivesicular body sorting pathway; protein transport; late endosome to vacuole transport. The coding region runs from base 283 to 909 and encodes 208 amino acids. The record is from RefSeq and is a predicted model, not a curated record. Lineage: Eukaryota; Fungi; Ascomycota; Sordariomycetes; Xylariales; Microdochiaceae. The transcript is spliced from 3 exons.
UGCGCCUGACUCCAGCCUGCGCAUGGCCGAGACCUGGACCGACAACGGCAAUCCCGCGCAGGCGACCUCUUUGAUGCGCCGCCGUCCCUUAUCGACCCCGACGCCCUUCCAGCAGUCUUGUCCUCCGCAACAAAACACCAUCGCACAGCAUAGACACUGAUCCUCGAGCCAACCGACAUCUUCCAGACAGCUGCCAUCCCAUCCGACGAUCGACACCUUCCCCGCACGUCAUCGCCCGAUAACGACUGUCAUCACCGGACUCCUCGCCCCAUCUCUGCCAACAUGUCGAAUCGCCAGCAGGCCCGCGAUAUGCAGGUCGAGUUCCAAGCUCGCUUCCAAGCGAAGCAGGCGCGCCGUGAGGCGCAGAAGGCUGCGAAGCAAGAUCCGUUACUCAAGAAGCAAAUCCAGGACCUGCUGAAGAAGGGCGAGACGGCAAAGGCCUACCAGAAGGCCAAGAUGCUGCUCUCGAAGCAGGCGCUUGCCCAGCAGAUGGACCAGAUGGCCGACAUGGCCGAGCUCAGCGCCUCGCAGAUCCAGGCCAACAACGCCAUGAACCGCAUGACACACAUGAUGGCCCAGUCCUCGCGCGUCAUGAACGCCGCGCAGCGCAACACGAAUCCGGAGAGGACACUGCUUACGCUCGAGCAAUUCAAGACGCAGAAUGAAGAGUACGCCAUGAACAACGGUAUCUACCAGGACGCCAUCAGCCAGACCACAUCGCAGCAGGUCUCCGAAGAUGCUGUCCACGAACUUCUGGGCAAGCUCGCCGACGACGCCGGUGUCGAGCUGAACCGCGAACUCAAUGCCGCUCAGCCAAGCACGGCCGAGCCAGUUUCUGCCCAGGCAAAUGAACCUACCGCAGAGGAGGAGGAUGCCCUCCAGCAGCGCCUGCGUGCGUUGAGGGCCUAAAGUGCCAAACUGGCACAUGCUUAUUUGCGACCAUACUUUUGCAUUAGAAAUCCUCAGAAGGAAGGCAGAGGAGAACCACCCUCGCUUAGAGCCCGAGAUGGGAGGUAUUCGGCCAGCGUUUGUUUUCGAGAAUUGGGGUAUUAUCUGGCGUUUUGGGCCUUUUGCGAUGCAUACUUAUCUAGCACGAGUCUCGCUGUCAUCCAACCCUCACAAUAUUCAGCAUGUUCUUUGAAAUCAAGUCAUUCACCCAGGUGCAAGAUGUUCAGACAUGAGCUAGCAGAAUGGAUACUUCCCCCUGAAAGAUCCCAUGAUAACCUCGAAGUGAUCGGCAGGCUAUACACAUUUUCCUAAGCGGGAUUGAAGCAAAUAGACGAGAGUAAGCCCAUCUGGGCAACACGUAGCCUGGAGAAAACUGAAGAAGGAAACUGAUCGCGAUCGAAUGAGGAUUAUAUCAUAAUUUGAGGUCA